AUGCUUUUGCUCAGCUUUCAUUGUUCACGAUUUUCCGACCAGCCGCUUUUGGUGCUCCGCCGCUCGCUUCUGAACAGUUGGAUCAAUGUUUUGCUCGUGCUCGUCCCACUCGGCAUCGCGUCGCGCUCGGCAAUGCUGCCGGACGUGGCCAUUUUCCUGAUUAACUUUUUUGCUAUUAUCCCGCUGGCCAAGUUGCUUGGCUACGCCACAGAACAAUUGGCCCUGCAUCUGGGCGACACAUUGGGCGGGCUGCUUAACGCAACGUUUGGAAACGCCAUCGAGCUUAUUUUGGGCAUCCUGGCGCUGGUAAAGGGCAAGAUUGAGAUUGUGCAGACGUCACUGGUGGGCUCUAUUUUAAGCAACCUGCUGCUGGUCGGUGGUUGCUGCUUGUUUCUGGGCGGAAUCAAGAACAACGAGCAGGUGUUCAACAUACACGCCGCGCAGUCGUAUGGGACGCUGCUGGCCAUGGCCAUCUUAGCGACACUGCUGCCAGCCGCCUAUAAUUUGCUUGAUGCCAAGGGCUCCGAACUCAAGAGAGGCACUCUGAUAUUGUCACAUGUUACUGCUGUCCUUUUGCUGAUCAUUUAUGUUGCCUAUUUGGUGUUUCAGCUCAAAACACACUCCAGUCUGUUUGCUGCUGUUGCAAGCCUUGUCGACGUCGACUCCAACGCCGAAAUCGAGGCCAAGCUGAUUGAGGCCAAGCUCGUAGAAGAAAACGAGGAGGAGGAGGAGGAGAUUGAGCUGACAAUAUGGGCCUCAGUGUUUUUGUUGGCUGUUUCCACGGCUCUUACAGGCAUGUGCGCUGAGUUCCUGGUCUCAUCGAUUGACGGGCUGACUACCAAGUGGAAUAUGUCGCCGUCCUUUGUUGGUAUGAUUUUGUUACCCAUUGUUGGCAAUGCCGCCGAACACGCCACCGCUGUGACUGUUGCCAUCCGCAACAAGAUGGACUUGGCGCUUGGCGUUGCUGUCGGAUCGAGCAUCCAAAUCGCGCUGUUUGUAAUGCCCUUUUUGUGCAUCUUAGGCUGGAUCAUCAAGGAGCCAAUGACUAUAUACUUCAACCCGUUCACAACCAUUGUGAUGUUCGUCAGCGUGUUGUUGGUAAACUAUGUAAUUGGCGAUGGUCGAACAAACUGGCUCGAGGGGCUCAUCCUGCUCAUUGCCUAUUUUAUCAUCGGUGUGGCGUACUUCCUGUACCCAAAGGAGUUGAAUAGUUAG
Messenger RNA from Kickxella alabastrina, 1215 nucleotides. Its product is annotated as calcium/proton exchanger. Lineage: Eukaryota; Fungi; Kickxellomycota; Kickxellomycetes; Kickxellales; Kickxellaceae. Gene Ontology annotation, molecular function: calcium:proton antiporter activity. Gene Ontology annotation, cellular component: fungal-type vacuole membrane. The transcript has 3 exons. Bases 1 to 1215 code for a protein of 404 amino acids. Gene Ontology annotation, biological process: intracellular calcium ion homeostasis; calcium ion transmembrane transport. The record is from RefSeq and is a predicted model, not a curated record.